ACUAAAUUCCUUCUACUGCACCAUCGGCACGCAUGUCCCUCUCCUCUGCAGAGAAAAAGCGUAUCCGGGACCGUCGCGCCCAACAAACCCUGCGCACAAAGAAGCAGCAAUACACCGCGCAGCUAGAAGACAAAGUGGCGCAUUGCGAGCGCUACCACGACGACAGCGGCACGCAGCAUCUCCUACAAGUAAUAGAGGGCCUGCAACAAGAGAAUCAAGUUCUACGAAAUCGUCAAGAGGGACUAAAGUCAUUGAUCACAUCGUGGGAAGAUCCAUCAUCAUCCCCAUCGCAUCUACUGCAACCACAACCACCGACGCAACUUCCACUACCGCCUAUCCAGUCAUACACCACAACACCAAAACCAUCAUCAUCAUCAUCAUCAUCAUUAUCACCACCACCACCACAAACCAACAAGGAAGAAUCAAUACCACCUCUUUACUCCCUCCUCCCUCUGCACUCCGACCUCCCCACAACCCCCUCCCUUCUCUGGCUCGCCCUCCCCCCAUCCACAAUCAUCUCCUGCCCUCCUUCCCCUCACCCCCUCGACCUCCUCUACGGCACCAACACCAACCCCCUCGCCAACGCCAUCUACACCACCUCCCUCCGUCGUCCCCUGCGUGACCCCGAGCGUCUCGCCUUCGGCUGGCUCAGCUACCACUACAGCAAAUGGCUCUUCAACCCCACCUCAGAGACAUUCGCCAAGCUGCCGACCUUCAUGCACCCCGUCCAGGAACAGCUGCGUAUUCCACACCCGGCGUCACUGGAUAUGUUAAUCUGGCCUGAGAUCAGGGUGACUCUUAUCCGCGAGUGGGAGGUGUAUUCACGACAGAGGGACGAUCUUUUUGGGUUUCUGGCGUGUUGUAUGAAGGUAAGGUGGCCAUGGGGAGAGAGUCUCUUGGAGAGGGACGAGAAGAAUGACUUGGUCAUCAAGACGCGGUUCAAAAACAUGAUCAUGUGUAAGGAGGGAUGGGGCAUAACGAGGGAGUUUGUGGAUGUCUGGCCGGAUGUUGUUAGGGGGGUGGAUGUGGGUGAGGUGUUGAUGGAGAUUGGAUAA
Messenger RNA from Aspergillus piperis CBS 112811, 1055 nucleotides. Its product is annotated as bZIP transcription factor. The transcript has a single exon. The record is from RefSeq and is a predicted model, not a curated record. Gene Ontology annotation, biological process: regulation of DNA-templated transcription. Gene Ontology annotation, molecular function: DNA-binding transcription factor activity. NCBI's taxonomy places the organism in Eukaryota, Fungi, Ascomycota, Eurotiomycetes, Eurotiales, Aspergillaceae. The coding region runs from base 33 to 1055 and encodes 340 amino acids.